UGGUAUACGAAAUGGAAGUGAGCAACGUUUCAGGCGGCUGCAGACACAGAGCUGAUCUUUGGGAUUUCCUGUUUGAGGUUGUGUCUCAGAGAUGCUCUCCAUCCUCUGCCAGCAUCACCUCCAAGCUUGGUCUGCAGAGAAGCUUACAUAAAUGGAACAGAGUGCUCCUGUCCCUCCCAGCUGUUUUGUUCUUUAAAAUAAAGAGUGAAAGUGGAAGGACCACUGUGGACUGCAGCAGGCUCGUAGAGCACAUCAACAAGCAUCAGAGGAAGGUGUGUUCUCCAGAUAGCGUGCUGGCCUGCUCGGUAACUGCACACCUCCUGAAGGGUCUGCUAUGUGCGGCUGUGCAGUGUGGACGCCCCGGAGAAGAAGUCAACAGAGUUUGGUCUCAGAUGAGCAUCAGUUGUCCUCUUCUCGUGGUCUCUGCAGUGCGCUGGUGGCAGCAGCUUUCUCCGCUCCUCUUUUCCUUGUGGGCUCGUCUCCGUAAUGGAGAGUCUCCUCCAGAACAGCUACAGCGCCUCUCGGAUUGUUGGCUCUGGGCCUGCAGUCUAAAGCGGAGUCAGGUGGCCAAGAUGCCUGAAGCUGCUGUUUUGGUGUGCGCCGCGAGCCUGCAUGGCUCCUUCUGCAGAGGCUGUGAGGAACAGCAGCAGAGCUUCAGUGAUGCUGUGAAGUCACUGAAAGCAGAGAGAGGAGCUGAAUACAAACAGGUUCUUGUUUCUCUGCUCUUCCUUUGCUUGAAGGACUACCUGUCAGCACUUCUGUACCCUCAGGAGCAAAGUUGUGAAAAAUCUAAACAUUUCUGCUCAGAGCUUCUGGCUGUUUUGGUGAAUUCUGCUGACUGUCUGCUAAUCUUCAGCUCCAACGCAUCUUCAGAACCAAACCGGUAUCCCUGGGUCUCCCUGACAUCUUCGGACGAUUGCAUACGGUUAAUGCCCUGGGCUCUCUGCAGUUUGCUGCUGCAGCAAAGUGCUGAGUUCCUCCAGAGGGCGCUGUGUUGUCCAGGGUUCCUCCACGCUGCCAUCCUGUGGUACCUCUCUGUGCUGCAGCUGUUCCUAGAAGGAGACACGCCCACCAUGACCACAGCACCUACUGAGAAGCUGGAUCCCUCCCAGGUUCUGAACCGCACCAAACAGCUUGUCCUGAGUUCGAUCUCACAGGUACCUCCCGCUGCACUCUCCUCCAGCCAGCUGCGACAGCUGGAGUGUCAAUGCGCAGACCUGGACCCAGAAUUGGCUGCAGCUCUGUCGGUUUUGCUGAACCCUCACAAUCUCAGCCCUGAGAUAGACUUCCUUUAAUGGUGACAGACUGGAAACAUCUGACCUGAUGCUAAACGUCAAA
Molecule: messenger RNA, 1338 nt
Organism: Cyprinodon variegatus (sheepshead minnow)
Lineage: Eukaryota; Metazoa; Chordata; Actinopteri; Cyprinodontiformes; Cyprinodontidae
Product: Fanconi anemia group A protein-like
Exons: 12
Coding region: 12-1295 (427 amino acids)
Biological process (GO): interstrand cross-link repair
Cellular component (GO): Fanconi anaemia nuclear complex
Source: RefSeq, a predicted model, not a curated record